ACAUAUCCAGAGCAUAGGGUUCAAGUGAAAAUGGAUUUCCACAGCCUUUCAAGGAGAGAAUUGCAGGCAUUGUGCAAGACAAACAAGAUCCCCGCCAACGCGACGAAUGUUGCCAUGGCUGAUUCUCUCAAAGCUCUUGAGAUUGUUGAAGGGGUUGAAGAGGUGUUGCAGGCGUUUAAAUCUGGAAUUUAUCAGUCAUCAGUCGAGCCACGGUCAAGGACUGCAAGGAAGAAGGAUGUUUUGUUGACCCCUGCUCGGUCAGGUGCUGCUAGCCGGAGGAGAAGAGCUGCUAAGGAAGACAGUACACUUCAGCAAGUUUAUGGAACAAGGCGGUCUGCAAGGUUGGCAGAGAAGAGUGCCAAGUUACAAGGAGUCCCUUUGUUUUCGAAGAAGGAUUUGUUUACUGAUGAUGUUCAAGACUUCAAAAUGAAAUUGGAAGAGAGCCUGGAUGGUUCGGUUGAAGUCUCGGGAGUUACUGAUGUGGAAGAGGCCGAGAGCAAAGAUGAAGGGCAGGUAGAUUCGAGUGAUAAACAAAAUGUGUCUAUUGAUCUAGAAGUGGCAUCCGUAGCUAUAGUGGAGGACAAUGAUGGACAUCAAUCAAACCUGAAGGAAGUAGAGGUGCCCAAGAUUGAGGAGGAACAUCAUUCUACCGUGGAGGCUAAAAUAGAACUGAAUGAGAGUAGGGUUGCAGAAAUUGAGCAAGCAGGUUCUGGUUUCGAGACUGAAGAUAAAAAAGCUUCUCAUGAUGAAUCUCAAAAGGCUGAUGGAUUCGAAGCCAUUCAAACUUCUGAGACCAAACCUACAAGGGUCAUAGCUGACAUUAUAGAAGAAGAGAAGACUUCUGAAGAUGCAGAAUCAGUAGAUGAAACAAUCGUUGAGAAUGAAGAUCCUGCAUUAGCUGUGUCUUCUGGCACUGUUAUCGAAAGUGUUGGCGAAGUGUUCGUUGCAGCUGAAGCUAUAGCUUCUGAAGAGAACAAAGAAGAUCCUGAGCUAAAUACUGAUUCAAGUGAAACCAUAUCCAAUCCUGAUGAAUCAGAUUCAGACAAUCUGGAUAUCACAGAAGAAUCAACUAAGAGUAAUGAUUCCAUGGUUUCCGAAACCAGUUUGAGGAGCUACGAAGAUGAUGUUUCUGACUGGGAUGAACAAGCAACACCAGGAAAAGAUGCUGCAGCAAGCCUAGAGAAUUCUCCAACUCAUCAACUAACUGCUUUUUUGGAGAAUGCAACAGUUCCAUCUCUCAGCAUUCAACCAACUCGUUCGACACCAAGAAGGGCGUCUGAUUCUGCGAACAAGGCAACCUCAGACAAUAAAGAGAAUGAGAAUGAGGAAGAUCUUGAGUUAAAUGCUGAUUCAAGCGAAACCGAAUCCAAUCCUGAUGAAUCAGAUUCUUUGAAUCUCACUGAAGAAUCAACCAUGAGUGAUGAUUCCAUGGCUUCUGAGUAUAGUUUGACGAGCAACGAGGAAGAUGUUUCUGGCUGGGAUGAACAAGUAACACCCAAAAAAGAUGAAUCAGAUUCCUUGGAUCUCACAGAAGAGUCAACCAAGAGUAAUGACUCCUUGGCUUCUAAAAUCAGUUUGAUGAGCAACGAAGAUGAUGUUAUCAACUGGGAUGAACAAGUAACACCCAAAAAAGACGCUGCAGCGAGCCUAGAUCAUUCUCCCACUCCUUUUAUGGAGAAUGCAGCAGUGUUAUCUCUCACCAUUCCUCCAACUCUUCCGACACCAGGAAGGGCGUCUGUGUCCGCGUCUGCAAGCAAGGCGAUCAUGAGAACGGACAAUAAAGAGAACAUAGGCAGUGGAAGUAAAACAGCGCCUGUGAAAGAGAGAUCAAAGAUUGUCAAGAAAAUUGCUGAGAGUGUCCCCAUGCUGGAUGAUCUGAAGGGUGAAAAUGAGGCAUCUGCAGCUGCAAGAACUGCUCUCCAAGCCCUGUCGGAUAAUCAGAAGGCGAAUUAAACCUCAUAUUGUUUGAGUAUUUUCAUUCCAGUAUGAAUAUGAGAGAGAACUAAUGUUUUCUAGUUCUGAUUUUGUGACUACAAUUUAUCUCUAUAUUUUGUAUUGUUUGGACAAGGUCACA
Molecule: messenger RNA, 2074 nt
Organism: Salvia splendens (bonfire salvia)
Lineage: Eukaryota; Viridiplantae; Streptophyta; Magnoliopsida; Lamiales; Lamiaceae
Product: dentin sialophosphoprotein
Exons: 7
Coding region: 31-1953 (640 amino acids)
Source: RefSeq, a predicted model, not a curated record